AUGGCGGCUGCGCUAUGGAAACACGGCUUCACAAUGAACCGACGCCUCUCAACAAUCAUUUUGCUUGCUGCCGUUCUUACCGCCGCGCAAAUAACGGCUGUUUCGUCACAAGCGUACAAUCCUUGUACGGAUGUCCCGUGUGGCAUCGGCGGCACAUGUAGCUGGGACAGUCAGUAUACGUGGACGUGCUCGUGCUAUAGCGGGUACGCGGUCUUCACCACCUCGUUCGACUUGGCCGGCGUAACCGUCUCCGGACAGACGUGUGUUUCUGCAAGCUCCUCCCCCUCUUACUCCUCCCCCUCUUACUCCUCCCCAUCCUACUACUCCUCCCCCGCCCCUCCUUCCACCAACUCCUCCUCCUCCUCUUCUUCCUCUAAGGGCCUAUCCACGGGAGCAGUGAUAGGCAUCGUGGUGGGAGUGAUUCUACUGCUGCUGCUGCUGGGGGGAGUGGGUCUCUUUCUCUGGUUCAGGCACAAGAACAAGGCCAGUGGGGCUGAUAAGCCUGGCCAGGCGUACGGGGGAACCGCGGCAGUAGGGGCUGAUCUAGAGGCUAAUAAGGGGUAUGCUAACCCCUAUUAUGCGGGUGGUGGGGGGAGCGGAGGGGGGAGCGGAGGGGGGAGCGGAGGGGGGAGUGGAGGGGGGAGCGGGGGGUGGGGUGGAGGGGGAGGGGAGAGCGGGGGGGAUGGCAUGGCGGCUCCAGUGGCUGGGGGAUACGGGGGAUCAGGAGGGGCAGGGGCGGCAGCGUAUGGGGCAGCAGGAGCAGGGGGGGCGUAUGGGGCAGCAGCAGCAGCAGGGGGGGCGUAUGGGGCGGCAGGGGGGGCGUAUGGGGCAGCAGCAGGGCCUCAGGCGGGGAUGGGAUCUGGGUCUGGGUCUGGGAACGUCAUUCACCCCAUGUACAUGGGAAGUGAGUAUGCUUGUUCCCUCUAUGGCAUGCGCAAGUUGAGACAGGAGUCAGCCCCUCCCUACGACCCCCCUGUGCUGUGGGCUGCCGCUCCCUUCCUAUCUCUUUCAUUCCCCGCCCUCGUUCCCCCCCUCCCCCCCCCUUGCUACCACUCCUCUUCCCACCCCACUCCAGGUGGCAGCGAUGGCAACGAAGCACCACCCCAACCUGGUCCGCCUACUGGGAUACGGUGUCAACAUGAACCCAACACCACCGUUCUGCACCCCUUUCUCCCUUCCUCACACUACAGCCCAGCAGCACCAGGCAGGGGCGACCUGAGCAUGGAGCAGAUAGUGGUGUAUGAGUUCAUGGCUCACGGGGACCUCGAGCGCUGGGUGGGGGAGGGGGCGGCACAGCCGCUGCCCGUAGCUGAGCGUCUCUCGGUGCUCAUCGGCACGGCCCAUGGGUUGGAGUAUCUUCACAGCUUUGGCAUCGUGCACCGGGAUAUCAAGCCGGCUAAUAUUCUCCUUGACGACAAGUUUGAGGUGAGCUUGUCUGACCUCAGUUGUGCCUUUCCCUGCCAAGGUAGCAGACUUCGGGUUGUUGAGGGAGAACGAGGGCACAACGGUGGGAGACACUCGCAUCAUGGGGACACCCACCCUUGCUCCUCCUCCCUUCCCUCAAUCGCCCACGUCCCCUUGCCCUGCGCCUCUCACCCACCCCCACCUCUCACCUCCCAAUGCUCCCAGGCUAGGGUGGCAGACUUUGGGCUGCUGAGGCAGAACGAGGGCACGACGGUGGGAGACACUCGCAUCAUGGGGACACUCUUGUUCCACCUCCCUUCCUCAUUUGCCGCACAUCCCCUUGGCCUGCAUCCAAUCCCACCCUCACCUCCCUCCCUUAUCCCCGUACAGAGCGGUGCAAUGCGGUACAAUGUUGUACUGAGUGGUACAGAGCGGUGCAAACCGAUGUUGUCCUGUACAGAGCGGUGCAUUGUGGAGCAGAGCGGUAUUGAGCGCUAUGGCACGGCUUUAAGCGGUACUGUCCUUUUUGGCAUCCUCGUGCUGACCACUCUGUCGGGCCGCAACGCUCUCAGGGUGGAUGAGAACGGCAACAGUUUCAACGUCAGGGACUGGAUGGAGUUUAAUGUGUCGACUAAACCACCGCUCUCCACUCCUGUCCAUACCUCCCCACCCCUCAGCUUUGGCAUCCUCAUUCUGACCACAGUGUCGGGCCGCAACUCUCUCAGGGUGGAUGAGAACGGCAACAGUUUCAAUGUCAGAAAAUGGGCGGAGUCGUUAGUUGCGGCCGGCAAAGCGGAGGAACUGAAAGACCCGCGAUUGGACGCUCCCGCAGAUUUGAUUCUGCGGCUGGCGCAGCUAGCUCUGCGCUGCACUGCCAUGCCGACAGUGACUCGUCCUGACAUGGUGCAGGUGGUAUCUGAGCUCACAGCACUCAGGAAGGAAUUUCUGGGGAAGGUGUCAUCCAGGAUGGCUGAGAGGAUUGACGAGGAGGUGGAGUCCCAGAGAGUUGGGAAUUUCAGUGCGGAAACAGAGAUGAUACAAAAGCUGGCAUUUCAGGAUAGCGCCAGUGCAAUGAGCAUUCGCUAG
Closterium sp. Naga37s-1 is the source of this 2490-nucleotide messenger RNA. The record is from the annotation of a GenBank genome assembly. NCBI's taxonomy places the organism in Eukaryota, Viridiplantae, Streptophyta, Zygnematophyceae, Desmidiales, Closteriaceae.